AUACUAUUGAAGUUGAACCUUUAUGUCUUGGCCAGUAAUCUAGCUCAUAUGCAAAAGUACGAUGAUACCAGUAUCGCAGAAAUAUUCAAAAAAUAUGAUGAUCAUUUGUAACAAAAGAGUGAUUAUGAUGGUGCAAUGGAACAGUAUAUAAGAACUAUAAGACAGCUGGAGCUUUUAUAUUUAAUUCGAAAGUUUUUGGACGCUCAAAUAAUAUAUAACUUGACAAAUUAUCUUCAAGAACUCCAUUCUAAAAGCUUGGCUAAUACCGAUCAUACGACUCUGCUAUUAAAUUGCUAUACAAAACUAAAGGAUGUAUCUCCAGAAUUGGCUCUGUUGUAGGGAGAAUUUCUCCCUUUAUUUUAUAAACAAAGCAAAGUAC
This is a messenger RNA of Rhizopus microsporus ATCC 52813, 379 nucleotides long. RefSeq lists its product as uncharacterized. The coding region runs from base 136 to 339 and encodes 67 amino acids. Lineage: Eukaryota; Fungi; Mucoromycota; Mucoromycetes; Mucorales; Rhizopodaceae. The transcript has 2 exons. Gene Ontology annotation, cellular component: endosome; HOPS complex. Gene Ontology annotation, molecular function: protein-macromolecule adaptor activity. The record is from RefSeq and is a predicted model, not a curated record. Gene Ontology annotation, biological process: organelle fusion; vacuole organization; endosome organization.